Messenger RNA from Dreissena polymorpha, 538 nucleotides. RefSeq names its product perlucin-like protein. The transcript is spliced from 5 exons. Lineage: Eukaryota; Metazoa; Mollusca; Bivalvia; Myida; Dreissenidae. The record is from RefSeq and is a predicted model, not a curated record. Bases 125 to 532 code for a protein of 135 amino acids.
GUUAUGCUCAUGGAAUAAUCUUUAAAAUUAAGUGAGAUAGUAAUGCGUUAGUGUAAGGAACAUUUCAGUUUAGGAAGAGUCGACCAAAAUCGUGUGGCUUGUGUACACUGUGCUCCUUGUGUGCAUGUCUGGUUCUGUGUCGUUGUACACGACGUGCAAAGAUGGUUGGAUUGCAUACAGGGGUUCAUGCUACCUUUUCAACAUGACUCCGAUGCAAUUUACCACAGCUGAGCAAUUCUGUAGACAACACGACAAUAGUCAUUUUGUCCAUGUAGACGAUGCCAUAGAAAACAGUUUUUUGAAGGACCGAAUGCGCAUGUUCAAAGAUUCUAUUUGGUGGGUCGAAAUUACAGAUGAAGAAGUAGAAGGAGUUUGGAAAUGGUUCGACACGGACGAUGUAGCAACGUACACAGACUUCGUGCCGGGAGAUGCCGGUAAUCACUACGCUGAGGACUGCGCUGUGUUUGGUUAUGGUGUUCAGUAUCGUUGGGUCGAUCUCCAAGGCUCUUCCCCCCCACUUUGUGGUGUGUGAAAGCAG